GCUUCUUAGUCCCUUGCAAAGUGAUUUUGUAGAUGUGCUUGUCUCUUGCAACUAACAGAAGAAGCAACUAACAGAAGAACCAAGAACAGAGAUAUUUGGGUUUCUCUGACUGAACAAAAUGUAUUUAUCCAGCAUUUGUGGCAUGGAGUCUGCAUAACUAUCUUGAACUGCUGCUCUUCAGUUAAAAUAGUUGGAAAGCCUGAGCACUUCAAGAUAACGAUGUCAUUUUAAUAAGGAAGACCAACUAGACAGCACACUGACAGAAGAACUCAAAUAUGGGGAAGAAAAGGCCUAAAAACAUCAAGAAAAGCAACCAGCUAGAUUUGCCUGAAAUAAUUGAGGACUGGACUAAGGAACACGUAAAACAAUGGGUGACAAAUGAACUUAAGCUUGAGGAGAAACAUGGCGACAUCCUUCUUCAUCAAGAUGUGACAGGCGCCAUUUUGAAACUUUUAACCAAGCAAGACCUCACAGAAAUGGGUAUAACCUAUGGCCCAGCUUGCCAAAUAAUGCACGCACUGGGAAAAAAGGAUGUUCCAGGUGAAAGCCCUAGGAAUUCUUCUGGACAAGAACGUAGCGCAAGGCCUUUUGAUACUGACUCUUCAAUUAAAAGUGAAGAUGCAGGUGCAAUGAAAGAAAAUGGCAAAGGGAAUUCAGCCGGUGCUGAUGCGUCACCAGCAUUUGCAAUAUCUAAAUCCACUGAGCCACCAGAAUCUGUACUUGAAGAAACAAGAAAAGAUAUGGCUCACCAAGGAAAUGGAAAUAACCAGCUUCCAACUAGACAAACUUGUCUACCCUACCCUUUUGAUGAGUUUCACAUUAGCCAUCGUUAUAUUCAACAUUAUGUCCUUCAUAUACCUGAAACAGGUCCCCUCAAUCUUAUUGAUCCAGUCCAUGAAUUUAAACUCUUUACAAAUACAGAAAAUGCAACAGAAGAGGAUAUGAAGAUGAAAUUUUGCAAUGAGGUUUUCAGAUUUGCUGCAGCAUGCAUGAACUCCCGCACCAAUGGUACUAUCCACUUGGGAGUCCGGGACAAGCCACAUGGAGAAAUUAUUGGAGUAAAAGUUCAAAAUAAAGAGAAAUAUAUUAGCUAUUUUGAGUUAAUAAACAAAUACUUUGGAGAUGCUGUCAUUGGUGUUGCAAAAGAUUGCAUUAGGAAACCUCGGUUUGUGGAAGUAUUGCAACAAAACAGCAUCCCAUCAGAAACAUUUGUUAUUGAAAUUGAUGUGGUUCCAAAGUACUCUAGUUGCCUAUCUAAAUAUUUCCCUACUAAGAACUACAGUUUUAAGACUAAAAAAUGGGAUCCAUGUUUGUUUAUAAGAGAUGGUGCAUCUUCCAAAAACCUCUUAAAAUCUAAGGAUAAAACAGAACAUAAAUCAUUUUUGGCCAAACUGGAAAAAUUAGCAGAGGACAGAAAAGAAGCUGAGGAAAAACAUGGAGAAAAAAGGAGGAAUAUAGAUGGGGAAGGUCGUAAGCUGGUGAGCUUGCUCACAGGCAACAGAGACUUGCUAGAUAACUCUCAUUAUGACUGGUAUAUUUUAGUCACAAACAAAUGUCAUCCAAAUCAGACACAGCAUAUAAACUUCUUGCAGGAAAUAAAGUUAUUUGCUGUUCUAGAGUUUGAUCCGGAAUCAGCAAGCAAUGGUGUCGUCAAAGCAUUCAGAGAAGACAGAGCUGCAAACCUUCAUUUUCCAAAGCAGUACCAGAUGCCUGGGAAUUCAACUUCUGAAACAAUUGAAAAACUUAAUCUCUAUCAGCAGCCAAGUUGGAUUUUCUGCAACGGUAGGUCAGACUUGAACAGUGAAGCAUAUCAACCCUUGAGUCCUGGACUCUGGCAGCAGCAGAAGGCAGCUGAGGUUAGGAAACUGAUCUCAUUUCUAUCCCAUCCAGAUAUAAUGCAAAGAGGAAAAUUUUUGGUGGUGUUUCUCAUGCUGUCAAAAGUGGAAGAUCCAGGUGAUCCCAUGAUAGAAGCUUUCUGUGCUUUUUAUCAAGAACUUAAUGGACUUGAUGAUAUGCUGUGUAUAUGUAUUGGGGCACAAACAUACCCAUGCUGGAGAGAUCUCCUGCGAGCCAGAUUUAUUGAAUCAGACACACUAGCAGAUAGGUGCAUAUCUCACUUGAGCCUACCAAUGGUGGAUGGUACCAUCCAAAAACUAAAAUCAGUGACCCAAACUUCUCAGAGACUUUUGCCAUCAAAGGGGGGUUCUUUUACAAUUCUCUCAAAGAAAGAAGAAGACUUUAUGACUGCAUUGGAAAUACUAUGUGAAAAUGAAUGCAAGGACACAGAAAUUGAGAAAAAUAAAGAAAAAUUUUAUGAAUUUAAAAAAUCCCAAGAAGAGCAUUUUUAUCGUGGUGGGAAAGUCUCUUGGUGGAAUUUCUAUUUCUCCUCUGAAAACUAUUGUUUACCUUUUAUUAAACGGGAUGCAUAUGAGACGCUUGAAGAGCUGAUUGAAAGAGGAUCUCAGUCUCCUAAACAGUCGCCCACAAAAAUUAUCAACCUUUAUCAUCAUCCGGGUUGUGGUGGUACUACUUUAGCCAUGCAUAUUCUCUGGGAACUGAGAAAGAAAUUUAGAUGUGCUGUUCUGAAAAAUAAAACAGUUGAUUUUGCAGAAAUUGCAACACAAUUGACCACGUUACUUACAUAUGGGACAUCAAACAAGUUUGAUUAUUUGCCAGUACUGCUACUUGUAGAUGACUUUGAAGAGCAAGAAAAUGUUUACCUUCUACAGCAUGCUAUGCAGUCUGCCAUAGCAGAAAAGGGUAUUCAAUAUGAAAAUCCUAUAGUUAUAAUCUUAAAUUGCAUGAGAUCCCAGAAUCCCGGGGAAAGCUCAAAAAGCAACAGCUUGAAUAGUAUUGCACUGAAACAAAAACUAAGUCCGAAAGAACAAAGGGCUUUUGAGGAAAAACUGAAAGAAAUUGAAGAGCAGUAUGAUCAUCCUGAAGAUUUUUACUCAUUUAUGAUUAUGAAAAGAAAUUUUGACCAGCAGUACAUAGAGAAUGUAGUUAAGAACACUCUAAAAGGUUUGGAUGUUAGCAGUAAGCAAGCUCAACUUAUUUCCUUUCUGGCACUGUUAAAUUCUUACGUCACUGAGUCCACAAUUUCAGUAUCACAAUGUGAGGAAUUUUUGGGAAUAAGUACUAAAAAGGCUUACUGGGGUACAGAAAACCUGGAUGACAAGAUGGGAAACUGCUCCAACAUUAUAAUACAGACUGAAGUGCAAGAACGUGGGCGAUACAAAGGGGUACGUAUUAGUCAUUCAUUGAUUGCUGGACAAUGCUUAGAGGAAUUUAAACAAACUUACAAACUAACAAAAAGUAAGAUUACACUGUUGUUGUUAAGAGAGAAUUUAUUUUAUGACAUGGGCAUAGGGAGAGACAAACUUCAGCAGGAUGUUCAAAACAUGCUGCUUAUAAGGCACCGAAAGGAACAUGGAGAUGACGCAGACACUUUGUUUUCUCCAUUAAUCGAAGCAAUUCAAAAAGAAGAGAGGAGUGUUGAAGUUGAAAGGGUGUUAACUGAGGCAACUCGCAUAUUUAGUCAAAAUGUUUUUAUCAGCCAAGCCUUAGCAAGGCAUUUCUACAUCAAGGAGAAAAACUUUAAUCGUGCACUAGAGUGGGCUAGAAAAGCUAAAAAAGGUGCCCCUAACAACUCAUAUAUAUCAGACACUUUGGGUCAAGUUUAUAAAAGUGAAAUAAAGCAUUGCCUAGAAGAAAAUGCAGAGAAAUCUAUAACUGUUGAAAUUCUGAAACGUUUGUUGAAUCUUGCAAAGUGUGCCUCAGACGCAUUUAAAGAAUCUCAAGAACAAACAGAAAAUAUAGACAGUGAAAAGGAAUAUUUUCAGAGUAUAAAAUACAAGAGAAAAUAUGAAACAUAUAAUACAUCUGGUUACCUUGGAGAAAUAGAAACUGGUCUAUAUGCUAUAGAAAUGAUUGAAUCCAUACCUCUGUUCAACAAAAAAGAUGAACUCUCUAGAAAACACAUAAUACAGUUUUUGUCAGGAAAUGGGGGUAUUCCAAAAGUCCCGGGUGAUACAGAGAAUGAAGAAUACAGAUUGACACUGGAAGAAUAUGCUAGUUAUCUAAGUAAUCUGCACACAAAUUUGAAAAAAGCAUUUGAUUUUUUUGAGAACUACUUUGUUUUUUUGAAGCCGAAAAAUCCUGAAAAAGAAAUUGCAGAGCUCAAAAUACGGAGAAAGGUACAAGAAGUUUUCAACAAGUAUGCCGAAACAUUUUGCCACUCUGAUUCAGACUGGCUAAUGAACUCAAAACUGAGUUCAUCUUUGCAGGUGGAAAAUUACAAGAAGAGUUUAGAAGCUUCCAAAGCUGACAAGUUUUCUGGAAUUUUGGAACAUCUCAGCAAUCAUGAAAAGGCUAUAAGCAAAAUUGAGGACGUAGUGAAACAGUAUACACUUUUGCUUGAUCAGAGCUCUAGCAAAUCUUUGCAGAGGUACAAACUGAAUUUUAUCUUGGCCAACAUUGUUCUUCAUUGCCUCAAUCCAAAAUCCAAGAUGGUACCAUCUUUUCUAGAACUGAAAGAACAGCUUAGAACAAUUUUACAGUCAGUAGGUCUAGAUUAUCGAUUUGCAGAACCAUACUUCUUGGCUUCUUUAUUAUUCUGGCCUGAAAAUCAAAAGCAAUUAGAUAAAGAUUCCAAACAAAUGGGAAAAUAUAUCAAUUCUUUGAAGAAGGCAUUUAAUAGGCAGUACUGGCAAAUGUGCCGUUCCAAACAACCUAUAGCAUUUUUCUACCUUGGAAAAGGAAGCAAUCUGAGCAAAUUUAUUCACAAAGGAAAAAUUGAUCAGUCUGUUACUGCUAAGAGUAGGGGCAAGUCAAGGCAAAAGAUGAGUGAUGAGCUGAGUUCCCUGUGGCAGACUGGAGAGAUAUGGAAAACAGAGGACGCCAAACAUCUUUUGCUUCGGCUGAAUGGGAAGGCUGAAGAUAAUAUCGUCUAUGUCGAUUACGGUAUUGAUGAAGACAUUAGAAUACCAGCAUGGCCUGUUUUCUUAGGCCAGCUGAAGAGCGGUCGGAGUGUAGAAAGAGUAUCUUUUUACUUGGGGUUUUCCAUUGGAGGCUUGAUAGCCUGUGACAUAGAAAUUAUUUAACCCUCUUUGAAAAUACAUUCCGUUGUACAGCACUGUAAAUUUAAUUUGACCUCUCCUUUGUCUAUAGCAGCAAGAGACACAUGGCAUUUUAUCCUUACACCAGAUAUAGUAUUUGGUUGUAUCCAACUAAAUUUUACUCAGAGCAGACUUGUUGAAUUUGAUGAUCCCAAGUUAAUAAUUUCAAUGGAUAUAUUUGAUUGUGGCUGGCUGUAGAUACAACCCUUUUUCCUCCUCUUUGCCCUGAAGGGCAAGGAUGUCUCCUCAAUCUGUAGUACAGCCAGAUGGGGCAAUAGCUGAACCAAUGUCACUUCCUUGGGCAAUAGAAGCUUUAUAUUAGAAUGAUUGAGCUUUAAGCAUAAAAGCCAGGGAUGAGGCACCUUUGGCCCUACAGAUGUUGUUAGACUACAGCCCCUAUCAUCCCUGACAAUUUACCAUGCUGGCUGGAGUUGAUGGGAAUUGGAGUCCAACAAUAUCUAGAGGGCCACAGGUUCCCGAUCCCUGCCAUAGACAUACAUAGGCAAAAAUAUUUUUCUAAUAAAGGUCGUUUUAGUUUAUCUUUGCAGAGGAAGAGGGAGGAGUCGAAUGCUAACUGGACUGGUAGAUUUUGCUAACUAAUAAUUUGAGAUUCCCUUCGGCCAGUCCAAUUACCAAUUUAUGAAUAUUAAUAUGAUUUGAUUAUACAACAACCUGUUGCAUAGCAUGUGGCAAUUUCAUUAUCUUUGCUUUAAGCAUCUUGUAUGUGAUGUGUCCCAUUGCAAAGACAAAGUAUACUUUUCACAAAACCAACCCUGACUGAGCCGACAUAAGAGGCUCCUGCAGUCAGUUUAGUUAAUUUCUGUCUUGUACUUCAUUUUGUAAGUUUGUUAUUCCCCCCCCCUAUUGUAUUGGAUCCAUACCUAGUCAUGAUUUAAGUCCCCCAGAUUUAAAUGCAGCUAAUUUACAACACAAUCCAGUGCAUGUAUAUUCAGAACAGCUUUUCUUUUUCUAUUUGGCUAUGCUAUUUAUCUGCCUGCUUCUUAUAUUUUCUGCUUUUCUGUUCACUUUUUUAAUUAUUAAUUUUAUUGUUGGUACCUACUUAGUUUUCUUUUGAGAUGAAGCAGAGAAAAAAAGGGGUAAAUAGCGUUUAAAUUGUGUUCUCUUUUGUUGUAAGAAAUAACAUUCCAUUCAUCAAUAGUAUUAUAUCUAUCUAUCUAUCUAUCUAUCUAUCUAUCUAUCAUCUAUCUAUGUAAAAUAAGAACUUGAUCUUGGUGGUCUGAUUUUUAUAUUAUAAUCUGCUGGAUUAAUUAAAUAUUUGGGGGGGGGUCACCUGAACAGUGAACAUGGAAAGCCUAUAAGAGAAUGGAGUGUCCCAGGACAACAAAGAGAAGUUCAGCACUGGUUCAGCUGAUCAAAAAUGUCAUAGAAUAUAUUUCCUUGGAUAUUACCAAAGGAAAAUGGAAAGGUAUUUGAUAGGGAUAAUUAAGGGAUGAAGAUAAAUCCUAAAUUGGUAUGAGCUGAAUGACGGAGCUGUACCACCCAUGGGAGAGUGGGAGAAAUUCAAUAUUAUUAGGAUUUUAAUGUGAACGUAUCUAAUUUGUAGUUUCCAAAACAAUACAUGAACUGAAACAUAGUUGUCAUUUGUAAUUUGUACUUCUCUGAAUUUUGUGCUGCAGUUCUUCUGCCAAAUAAUGUACUGUAUUCAUAAAUGUGCAUAUCGGGGAAAGUGUGAAAAUAACAUAUCAAAUGCAUUAUACUGGGGAAAUUGCUUUUAAAAAUGUCGACAUCGUGCAAAACUGCAUACCAAAAUGUGUAUAUUGGGAGAAAAUUGCACUAAAAUUCUGAUGAAUUUGCAUUAAAAAAAAUUCACAAGCUGAU
Messenger RNA from Podarcis raffonei (Aeolian wall lizard), 6956 nucleotides. It is a transcript of the gene SAMD9L, whose product is annotated as sterile alpha motif domain containing 9 like. The record is from RefSeq and is a predicted model, not a curated record. Gene Ontology annotation, molecular function: protein binding. Bases 276 to 5102 code for a protein of 1608 amino acids. Lineage: Eukaryota; Metazoa; Chordata; Lepidosauria; Squamata; Lacertidae. The transcript has 4 exons. Gene Ontology annotation, cellular component: cytoplasm.